AUGUACUUGGAGGAGCUUCGCCACCGCCUGCAAUGUUCGGAAGCAGUAGAGGUGCCUCAGACGGCGGGAGCUCAAGGGGUAGCGCAGACGCUUCGCGGUCUACUUGCACUGCAUGCAAGCACGGCACGUACUCAGGUAGUCUUUGUUCGCAGCCAGGCGCAAGUGGUCGACGUGGCGUACCGUCUCGACAGCGAUCUCCUAUACAUUCACGAAAGAUGGCUUCAAACUCCAAGCGGAGAGGCCAGCGGCAAGUCUUUUACCGAUGAGGGCGCUUUGGUCGGGCUGCAAAACGCAGAGGAAGUUUACCAACGAGCCAUAACUAUCAUUCGCAGCUCAAUUACCAAAGGUGCAUUCUUUCCGGACGCUGCUGUGCGCAACUUGAUGCGGAAGGCUCACCAGAAGUUGCGCGAGAUGCCACGCUUAAUCCGUCUGCAGCAAACAGUCGACGGACCGACGGUAUUCUUCACUACAGGUCACGGCCUAGACUUUGCGGAGCUGUGUGGCACGCAAGUCCACUACUUAGUCACUCUGCACCGAGCUAAGUGUCCGAUUACGGGUGGGCUUCUCUAUAAUCUCGGCCAAGAUACCUGUCCGUGCCCACGACAAGUGAUACCAUUGAGCACCCGAAAGGCAGUCUUUCCGGGUCUUGGCGGCGGGUCAUGGACGCCAGUAGUUUGCAAGGCGAAAGGUUUCGACGAACGUAAUGCUGGCUCGGGGGGUCCAUCCUAUCUCCAGGGCGAGAAUGGGGCAUUGAUUGGAACCUCGUUCACAGCCUGUCUGCCACUGUCUACGCCGGAAAAAUCUCCGUCUGCUGAGGCUGGCUUCAUGGGCCACUGGAUCACGCCUACUGAUCGAUUGACCGGAUCCGGCAACUACUGCCGGAACGAACAGGCUUGCGAGCCUCGCGAUAUAACGCCAAAGCUUGUGGAAGAGACUCGCGACAAGCAUCCGAAUCAAAGUGUCAAGAAAUUGACCUCGCAGUCUACUCAGAUUAGCCACGAUAUCACUGACGAGCGGAUGACUGAUGUGACGGAUUCUGUGAACGUGGCUGUCGAAGUGUCGGUCAACCGCAUCGACCAACUGACCGUUGCGUCCACCAAGGAGCCUCCUCGUGAGCUUCGCAAAAGGCGUCUCAGUGACCCCCACGGUACAAAUGUCACCGAAGGCCUUAAUCGACCAGUAAAUAGGGCCGUGGAGAAGGCCAUCAAUAGCCCAAGCAACAAAUGCCCUGAGUACAUCGAUAAGUCGGCCCAUGAGUCUGACAAAAAAAAGCUUGAGGGCUUCGUGGAGAACUCGACGGAAGAUCCAAUCGGUCAUGCCCUGGAUAUCCCAACCCAAGAGGCUCCUGAUGUUGACCAUCUCGAGCACGCUGACUGCCACGAGGUUGUGAAUGGCCCUAUCAUCAAGAUUACAAUGCACAAUGUCAUUGACACCGCCCUUGAGUCGGGGCCACCAUAUGACAAUAAUGAAUCCGGUAGUGAGGUUCAAAACAUAGAUCUGAACCUGUCUUCUUUGACUGCGAUCCCAUCUAGACAUAACGAGGCUGAUUCACUUCCACCUCACGAAGGAACAAGCACCGAGAGCAACGUGAACGACCUCGAGGCCUGCCAAACCAAUCAGGCAAACGGCAUUGAUGGAUGCUUGGAUCCACAGUCCAUUCCAUCACCGGGCCUGCCAAGGGACAAGAGCUCCGCAAAUGCAAUGGAAAGACACGAACCCUGCGUCAGCAGCAGUAGCCCACCAGAAACGCAUCCAGAGACCCAGCCUGCUGAUAUCCUCGUGCAGCCGACAGAUCUAGUUGAUACCAGCGAGCGUACGGCAUGGUGGAAAGAACGCUCAGAGCAGCUGUGCGAGCAGAUGGCAGUCGAAAGUGUCGCUCGCAGCCUCCAAGACCUACUCUUCCCACAAGCCAGAUACUGA
Messenger RNA from Aspergillus homomorphus CBS 101889, 1920 nucleotides. RefSeq lists its product as uncharacterized. The transcript is spliced from 3 exons. Bases 1 to 1920 code for a protein of 639 amino acids. The record is from RefSeq and is a predicted model, not a curated record. Lineage: Eukaryota; Fungi; Ascomycota; Eurotiomycetes; Eurotiales; Aspergillaceae.